Molecule: messenger RNA, 918 nt
Organism: Fomitiporia mediterranea MF3/22
Lineage: Eukaryota; Fungi; Basidiomycota; Agaricomycetes; Hymenochaetales; Hymenochaetaceae
Exons: 15
Coding region: 1-918 (305 amino acids)
Source: RefSeq, a predicted model, not a curated record
AUGAAGACGCAACUGCAACCCAUAUUCUCAACCUAUAUCCCAGAGCUUGAUGUUGUUUCGUAUUUGAUGCUCGAGCGAUCUUGGCAGUUCGCAACCGUGACUCUCUUAAUCUAUGAUGCCAUGGUGACACUAGACAAAGAGACUGAGUUCUUCUGGGGGAAAUCACUCAAAUAUCCUAUCCAGAAUCGAUAUACUGGUAUUUUCGGAGCAAUAUCACGUAUAUUCAUGGCAGAACUAAAUGUGAAUUCAAUUCACAGAUGUGGAUACUCUGGUUGGACAUUCAAUAUCUCCAAUAUUCUCAUGGUUCGAGUCCUGGCCUUGUACUCGCGCCCAAAAUCACUUUCAAUAUGUCUCAUAGCUUUUCUCGUUUUGGAGGCAGCUGCGAAAGCUUGCCUUAGUAUCUAUUUAUCAUGGGAACAGCACGUCUCCAGCGUACAAGUGGCAGAGAAUAUUUCGGCCUGCAACGUGAAUGUUCCUAAUUUGACAGUAAUGAUUAUCGACUGGUCGGUUCCAAUGGUGUACGGCUUGGUUCUCAUGCUGCUUGCACUAUACAAAGCUGCAGAGUACUGGAGAAUGUCAGCCGGACUUAAAGGGUUUAAGCUUGUUGAGAUUCUCAUCCGCGAUCAGAUGAUAUAUUUCUUUCUUGCAGUGUCAUGCUGUGUUUUAAACAUUAUGCAACUUUAUAUACAGCCAAAGAGCAACAAUCUAGCAUCUUUCCUUGAACAAGCCGGAAGCCCGUCAUUCCUAUGCAUCCUGGGCAGCCGACUAUUCUUCAACAUGAAGGAAGCCGGGAAACUUGGAGUCAACGAAGGUACAAGCUAUCGCAUGAAAUCCUUGAGUAACAUCGAAUUUGAGCGUGCUGCGCCUGCCAGGAAUGAAGUUAGCAUUGGCUUUGUAUCAACGGCCGAGGAUGUGUAA